AUGGAGGACAAGGGGAAAGGAAACGAAAGAUGGAACGGAGCCAUAAGCAAUCUGACAGAAAUGUCCUUCAAUUUGGAGUCACUCCAGAAGCUACUCCUCAAAAAGGCUGUCUUUGUUGACGAAGAAACCUUUGCCAAAGCCUCGCUUUGUUCCGAACAAGCACGAACCAUCAAGGUUCUUGAGCAAAGAGUAGAAACUUUGGAGAGAGAACUUGAUGCUGCCAUUACAGCUGCUGCUCGCGUUCGUUCAGAAAAACGACAGGCUGAGGCAGCAGAAAAGGCUGCUGAAUUACAUGCACAGGAAGUUACAAAAGAGCUCGAGAACACCUCAAAGGUAUUCGAGCUGCACAUGGAAGAGUUGCGGGCAAAGCAAGAAGAAAUAGUUAAGCGUGAUAAGGAAAUCAAACUCUUGGAAGCUAUAAUUCAGACGCUUGGGGGAAAGGAGUCGCAUUCGAGAAAAGGGUAG
This is a messenger RNA of Prunus armeniaca (apricot), 465 nucleotides long. The record is from the annotation of a GenBank genome assembly. Lineage: Eukaryota; Viridiplantae; Streptophyta; Magnoliopsida; Rosales; Rosaceae.